Molecule: messenger RNA, 881 nt
Organism: Trichomonas vaginalis G3
Lineage: Eukaryota; Parabasalia; Trichomonadida; Trichomonadidae
Product: DNA/RNA polymerases family
Exons: 1
Source: RefSeq, a predicted model, not a curated record
AUGACUUUAGAUUCAGUUGAAGCUUAUCACAUUCUCCGUAAUGGAAUUACUGGUGGUUUAUCAAAUGUUCAACAUAGAGUAAAUCUUAAAGGAAUCACGCACAUUAAUAAACUUUCAUAUAAUCCAGAAACUAAAACUGUAUCAAAUGAGGACACCACCAACAUUAUGACUCAUUUCGUUGGAGUUGACUUUAAUUCAUUAUAUCCUUCAUCAUUUUCAUCUAAUCCUCAUGAUUUCAUUCAAUAUACUGACCAUAAAAUGUAUAUGCCGGGAAGAUUGAAUGGUGUUAUCAUUUGUGAUACAGCAACAAAGAAAGCAAAAGCACUGGGAAUUAUUAGAAAGAAAAAUACUUUAUUCGUGGCUGAAGUAAAGGGUCACAUUGAUGAAAAAUACAUUAAUGAUUACAUAAACUUUUUACCGAUAAUAAGAAACUUAGAUAUUAUCACAGAUGAAAAAACAAUUGGCAGUUUUAUGUAUAAUUACAUGAAAUCAAACAAUUUACCGGUUGACCAGAAACAGAGAAAAUUAACUCAGUUAGCAUCAACACACAACCAAUAUCAACCAUUUUCUUCUUAUUAUCUUUGGUAUCUAAUAGACAAAUUUCAUUUUAUCAUCGAUGACAUUCAAUCAAUUUUAACAUUUACUAAAAACACUUGUUUUAAUGAAUUUGCGAACAAAUUUAUGAACGAAAGACAAAAGGCUGAAUUAGAAGGAAAUAAAGGAAAAAGUUUAUUUUGCAAGAUUUCACUUAAUGGAUCAUAUGGUUACGAUGCAAUGAAUACACAAAAUUACACAAAGACUAAAAUAAUGAAUGCACAGAAGGCACGCGUUGCAUGUAUGGCAAAUAAGUUUAAAAACAUAAGAGAAAUAGGUGAAGAUAC